Pistacia vera is the source of this 1007-nucleotide messenger RNA. Its product is annotated as probable cyclic nucleotide-gated ion channel 10. The record is from RefSeq and is a predicted model, not a curated record. Bases 461 to 709 code for a protein of 82 amino acids. NCBI's taxonomy places the organism in Eukaryota, Viridiplantae, Streptophyta, Magnoliopsida, Sapindales, Anacardiaceae. The transcript is spliced from 3 exons.
UAUCCUCUUUCAGCCAACGUAGUCUUGGUCUUUGAAACGUGAUACAGCAUCUCAGAAAUGGAAACUAACUCACUAUUCGUAGAUUUCUGACCGUAUCGUGAAACUGAAGAGAUUUUAGGCACUGGAGAGACACAAAACUCUCGUUACAGAAACCUACGGCCGAGAGUCUUCCUUUAUGUGAAUGAUAGUGACCCUUUAUGGAAUUGGAUUUUAAUGGGUUUGUGUGUGAUUGGAAUUGCAUUAGAUCCUUUGUUCUUCUACGCUCGAUGAUGAUGAUAAAAAGUUCCUUGGAUUGGACAAGAAGUUGGUGAUCGUGGCUAUUGCUCUACGUUCCUUCUUUGAUGUCUUUCAUCUGUUUUAUAUUAUUUUGGAACUGCGUCCUCACUCUUUCGCUCCUUUUUUUAUAUAUCAAAGAGUUAAUUCAAAUGAUUACCCACAGGGAACUGCAAGGAAAUAUUUGAUGCUUCCAAUUGAUCUUCUCUCCAUUCUUCCACUCCCACAGGUGGUGAUUUUAACUGUCAUUAGCGGAUCGAAACGUCCAAAUGUGAUGAAUUUGUUGAAAGUUUUUGUUAUUGUCCAAAAUGUGCCAAGGAUUACUCGAAUGUAUCCUUUCUUUACAAAAGCUAGAUCGAAUUCGGCCAAACUUGCUGAAACUACCUGGGUCAAAGCUCCUUCUAAUCUUCUUCUUUAUAUGCUUGCAAGUCAUUGAUGUUUUACUGAAAACAUGAAGAUAGGUUGCACGUCUGCAGGUUUUUGGAGCCAAAUUUGAAGUGUACUGGGCUGAAUUUGAAUGCUGGAGCUGUUAGACUUUUGAAUUAUAAUGUGAUGUUUUUAGGUGUAUACAGCCAACUGUUAUGGUUUGGUUUAAGUGUAAUGUACUUGUAUUAGGUAAUUGUGUAUGGCUAGGUUUGAAUUUGUGUAAAAAUAUCCUACUAAGAGUGGUUGUAACAGUGGCAUUUUGGCUUUUAAAUUGGCUGUUUGAUGUAAUACAACUAAAGCUUUUUUAA